Sorex araneus (European shrew) is the source of this 1518-nucleotide messenger RNA. Its product is annotated as melanoma-associated antigen B16-like. NCBI's taxonomy places the organism in Eukaryota, Metazoa, Chordata, Mammalia, Eulipotyphla, Soricidae. Gene Ontology annotation, biological process: negative regulation of transcription by RNA polymerase II. The transcript is spliced from 6 exons. Bases 1 to 1518 code for a protein of 505 amino acids. Gene Ontology annotation, cellular component: nucleus. The record is from RefSeq and is a predicted model, not a curated record.
AUGGAGACUUUAGCCGGGGCUGCACGUGCUAGACCGGCGCUGCUUCAAGAUGGAGACUUUGGCGGCGCCACGGGAACCUUGGGCCUGGGGGGCUUGCGGAGUGUCCAGGCUGGUGAUAUCCUUGGUCUGAACUGGUGGCAUCAAGGAGGAGGAAUUCCAAGGAUCUCACAAGAUAAUUGGUUAGAAGAGGGAGGAGGUGAAAGGUCAAGGCCUUUUCAGGUUACAGAGAUUAGUUUGAGUACAAACGUAGGUCAGCUGAUGAGUCACAUCACAUCAGAAGAGGGAGAAAUCCCAGGUGUCAAGGCCUGUAGGAUACGACCUGACUCUUUCCUGAAGACCCCCUCAUCAAAAGUCAUCAUGUCAAACUCCCGCACUCCAAAAAAUGUAUCUCUCACAUUUGAGCCAAAUUUUAAUAUCCAAAAUGAGAUUGAGAUGGAUUAUGUGGAGGUAGAACAGGUGGGCUUACCUAAUGGCACUGAAAGGGCAGAGGAAGAGGAGGAUAAGGUAAAAGAGGAAGAGGGGGAAGGGCAACAGGAACUAGAGCAGGAGAAACAGAAACAGCAGGAGUAUGAAAAUUAUCAGGAGGGUGAGGAAGAGGAAGAACAAAUGGAAGGGGAGGAUCAGGAACAGGAGCAGGAAAAAAAAGAAAAACAGGACAUGUCUGCUGAUUUUGUCUUAAAUCUUUCCAAUAGUUCUGUGAGCUCUGAUCUUUCCUCAGUAAUUUGGAGAGAAUCAGUUGACAGCUGUAGCUUCCAGGAAUCAGAUGAUAGCUCUUCGCAUAUGUCAAUUGAUUCCUGGUCCAGUUUUUCACUUGACUCGAAGGUGAUUGAUUUGGUGCAGUUCAUUAUUUUCAAGUAUCGAUUGAAGGAUCCCAUCAUUACCAUGGAAGAAAUGCUGGAGGUUAUCACUGAUGGGCAUGAACAGUUCCCUGUGAUCUUUAAGAAAGCCUCUAAGUGCUUGGAGGUGAUAUGUGGUAUUGAUAUAAAGGAAGUGGACUCUAAUACUCAGUCCUAUGUCCUUUUUGACUCAUUGAGCCUUACCUAUGAUGGGAUACUCAGUGACAAAGAGAGCAUGCCUAAUAAGGGUCUCCUAGUAAUUGUCCUGGGUGUGAUUUUUAUUGAGGGCAACUGUGCCCAUGAGGAAGAUAUGUGGGAUUUCCUUAAUAUUAUUGGAGUAUAUGCUGGAAGGAGUCACUUCAUUUAUGGGGAGCCCAUGAACCUCCUUACCAGGGAGUGGGUGCAGGAGAAUUAUCUGGAAUAUAAGCAAGUGCCUAACAGUGCUCCUCCAUGUUAUAACUUCCUGUGGGGCCCAAGGGCCUAUGCUGAAAUCAACAAGUUGGAAGUUAUGCAGUUUUUGAUUAAGAUCAAAAUUACUGAUCCAACUUCCUUCCUAUUCUGGUAUCGGCAGGCUAUGAAAGAUGAGGAAAAGAAAAUUAGGAACAUGGUUCACCCCAGAGAUAGUACUACUGCCCUGAGAACUGCACAUUUGUCAGAGUCUCCUGCCCCAACUGAAGAAUGA